This is a messenger RNA of Calidris pugnax (ruff), 1865 nucleotides long. It is a transcript of the gene CGAS, whose product is annotated as Mab-21 domain containing 1. The record is from RefSeq and is a predicted model, not a curated record. Gene Ontology annotation, molecular function: 2',3'-cyclic GMP-AMP synthase activity; double-stranded DNA binding; chromatin binding. The transcript has 8 exons. Bases 1 to 1224 code for a protein of 407 amino acids. Gene Ontology annotation, cellular component: cytosol; site of double-strand break; nucleus. Lineage: Eukaryota; Metazoa; Chordata; Aves; Charadriiformes; Scolopacidae. Gene Ontology annotation, biological process: cellular response to exogenous dsRNA; paracrine signaling; negative regulation of double-strand break repair via homologous recombination.
AUGCCGGCGCGGUCGCAGAGCCGCCCGCACAGCCCGUCCAGCGCGUCCACCUCCCGCAUCAGGGGCACACUGCAGGCUCACGGCCCCCCCGCUGUCCGCCAGGAGACAGCAGGACGCUCAGUCACCCUGUCCGGCAGCCAGAAGCCCGGCAACCAACCCAUUUCGGUCCGCGUACGGUUACAGGCCGAGCAGAGGCCUGCUGCCCUCGCUCAGUUUGAAACGAAGUCAAACCUGGGGAAACUUGAUUUUUCGUUAAACCCCCUUCAGGCAGAGUGGCUGGGAGCCGGCAGCUACUACGAGCACGUCAAGAUAUCAGAACCCAACGAGUUUGACAUCAUGCUCCUAAUGCGUGUUGAAAGGCUUCAGCUGGAUGAAUGCGAUGACACCGGAGCCUUUUAUUAUCUAUCAUUCAAACGAAACCCCAAAGAAAAGUAUUUGUUGAAGUUUUUAGAUGAAGAUGGAAAAUUAUCAGCUUUUAAAAUGCUUCAAGCACUAAGAGAAAUUAUCAAGCAAGAAGUGAAAACCAUUAAAGAUGCAGAAGUGACUGUGAAAAGGAAGAAGGCUGGGAGCCCUGCAAUAACCCUCCAGAUCCGAAACCCUCCCACAGACAUCUCGGUGGACAUCAUCCUGACGCUGAAAGUGCAGCAGAACUGGCCCCCCAGCACGCAGGACGGGCUCCGGGUCGAGCAGUGGCUGGGGAGGAAAGUCAGGGGAGACCUCAGGAGCGAAUCGCUUUAUCUAGUGGCCAAGCAAAACAAGAAAGAAAAGGUUCCAAGAGGGAACACGUGGCGCCUCUCCUUCUCGCACGUGGAGAAGGCCAUGCUCAACAACCACGGCAGCUCCAAGACCUGCUGCGAGGCCAACGGGCCCAAGUGCUGCAGGAAAGGUUGCCUUAAGCUCUUGAAGUAUCUUCUAGAACAACUCAAAAUGAAAUACACAAAAGAGCUGGACAAAUUCUGUUCGUAUCAUGUCAAAACUGCUUAUUUCCACUCGUGUGUGAUGUGGCCCCAUGACACAGACUGGCACUGGGGGGACCUGGAGCACUGCUUCCACAAGUACCUGGGGUACUUCCUGGACUGCCUGCAGCGCUCCCAGCUCCCCCACUUCUUCAUCCCCCAGUACAACCUGCUCAGCCCGGAGGACAAAGCCAGCAAUAACUUCCUGUCGAGGCAAUUAAACUAUCAACUGAACAACAAUUUCCCAAUAUUUCAGGAGAGGAAUUGAAAGCAUUGUUUACAAUACCCGUCUCAUCAUGUAUACCCAUUCCAUACCCAUCUCAGAUUUGCAUAUCUAGAACUGGAAGCUCUGCACCUCGGGUUACCCCUCAGUAGCCCACAAGGAAACCAAACCAAACCCAACAGCAGAGGGAACAACAUCCCUCAGUCCCACUGCUCAGCCACAGCCCUCACGAGAAACAGGACAUUUUAAGUGAUAGUUCUCUUCCCUAUCCAAACAGACAUGGCACCUACAAAAUAUCUCCAAGGUACACUAAACGUGUAGAAGAACUUGCAAUAGUUCAUUUCCCACAUGUCAUUUCUACAGUUCCAAACACAAAGGCAUCAACGGCCGGGUCAAGUGAAAAAUGGUCACUUUAUUUCAAAUGAAGAUCCACUGCAGAAUAUCCAAAAUACACUCUUCCUUUCAAAACAACAACAACAAAAAGUCACUGGAGUUACUUGGACAUAAAGAACAACAACUCCUCCAGCUGAGCUGGGUGGAUGAAGACCUUUUGCAGAGAGAACGUGGCAUCAAACCAAUGUGAAGUUCCUGAAUUAACUUAUCAUUCCCGAGUCUCCAGGAUGGCUUUGGAAAGGAGGCUUUUCCCAGGGCAGUGGAGACAGGAAUGGUUAUCUGAUGUGCUGCUA